This is a messenger RNA of Pararge aegeria (speckled wood butterfly), 937 nucleotides long. It is a transcript of the gene CPH30, whose product is annotated as pupal cuticle protein-like. The transcript has 3 exons. The record is from RefSeq and is a predicted model, not a curated record. The coding region runs from base 114 to 809 and encodes 231 amino acids. NCBI's taxonomy places the organism in Eukaryota, Metazoa, Arthropoda, Insecta, Lepidoptera, Nymphalidae.
GAAGUGGUGGUGAAAACACGCUUAGGCGAAAUUCUCUAGGCGAGUACUGACUCCCAGCAGCGCUUAGUUAGUUCGUUUGAGAUCUCCCAACCUUAGUUUUAAAAUCAGUAAUCAUGCAGUCAAUGAUUAUCCUUGCCGCUUCCCUCUGCCUCGCGCAAGCAUCUUACUACGCGGGUCCCCCAGCGCACAUAGCACUCAGCCCUGAUGGCAAAUAUGUGCUCGACACACCAGAAGUAGCGCACGCAAAGGCCGCCCAUUUAGCUGCGCACGCGCAAGCAUCCACCUCACAUGGCGCCUGGGCACCCGCCGGCGGCGCUUACCUUGCCGGACCUGCGUACGGCGCUGGCGGACACUACGGUGCUCCUGCUGCUGGUCUUCUUAAAUACGGCCCCGCUCCCCUAGCACACGACGGUCGCGUCAUCGACACCCCCGAGGUCGCCCACCUGAAGGCCGCUCACAUCUCUGCUCACUCCGCGGCGGCAGCCAAGGCCGCUCACGGUGGAUACGCUGGCAUCGGCGCUGGUCACGGCGCUGGUCUAGGCGCUGGCUACGGUGCCGCUGCCUACGGCGCUGGCGCUGGCUACGGUGCUGGCUACGGAGCCGGAUACGCGGGAGGUUACGGCAAAUGGACCGGUCCCCAGGCCCACAUCCAACUCACUCACGACGGACAAUAUGUCGUGGACACGCCUGAGGUACAGCACGCCCGCGCUGCUCACUUCGCGCAAUUCGCUCACGCCGCACAAGCCGCCGCCUCCGCGCCCGAAGAGCCUUGGGAUGCCCACUCCAACGGCGCCCACGGUUGGCACUAAGAUCUACCUCCGAUUCGGCCCCCGCACUGCCUGAAACUAUUUUUUUUAUACAAAAGUGAAUAAAAAACCAAAAAAAAAAAAUGUUAAGCUGUAUAAAGUUGAAUGACCGAUGUGUAUAGCUAUGCUAG